Tribolium madens (black flour beetle) is the source of this 1449-nucleotide messenger RNA. It is a transcript of the gene myd, whose product is annotated as 45 kDa calcium-binding protein. Bases 234 to 1310 code for a protein of 358 amino acids. Gene Ontology annotation, biological process: calcium-ion regulated exocytosis. The record is from RefSeq and is a predicted model, not a curated record. Gene Ontology annotation, molecular function: calcium ion binding. Lineage: Eukaryota; Metazoa; Arthropoda; Insecta; Coleoptera; Tenebrionidae. The transcript is spliced from 4 exons. Gene Ontology annotation, cellular component: endoplasmic reticulum.
AUCGAUUUCGCUUCACGAUAUGAAAAGAAAACAAUAUAACCCAUUUACAGUAGUGCAAACGAUCAAUUCUGCAAUGUUUGAUACUUCUAACAUCCUUGUGUCUUGUGAAAAAAUAGAAAAGAACUUGUAAUGUCCAUCAAAAGUUAGUGGUCGAAAUGUGAAAUAAACUGACAAACAAUGUGACUAUAAGCCCAAUGAAGAAUAUAAAAAAAAAAAACAGAUAAAAGAAGAGAAUGAAACUUGCUCACAAUUUUAAACAUCUUAUUUUGCUUUUGAGGUGGUCGUACACCGUCCCUGUACUGUGCUACAUUACAUUUUUUUUAACAAUUUGGAUGUUAUCUGUGCCAUUAAAACCCAUCAAAAUUGUGAAGGAAAUACGAAUCGAAAAACCAAAAGAUUCGUUUGAAAUACGAAUGAAAAACAGCAAUUUCAAUUCAGACCGCAAAGAGGGAGAAAACACCCUACUAAACAAUAAAAAUGAAUACCUAAUCAACACAAAUACAAACGAAAACGCUAACAAGGACCAAACUGAAAUCUUACAAGACGUUUUUAAAAGAGCUGACAAAGAUAAAAACAACAAACUUGACUCUAAAGAGCUUUCCGAAUGGAUAAGAAAAAAAAUUGUUGAACACAUUUCCACUGCUGUUAGCAACAACUACGCACUAUUUACAAUGAUAGACGUUGAUCCAAGAAACGGUGUAAUAACAUGGAAAGAAUAUCACACGUACUUUCUCAAACGACGAGGUUUUAGCAAAAAAUAUGUAGAAAACCAUGAUGAAAAACGACACCGGGGCCUCCAAAGAUCAAUAAAAGAACAAAUAAUGAGGGACAAGGCGUCCUGGAUGGAAGCAGCUCGAUCAAAUCCAGAUGCUCUAACAGUCGACGAAUUUCUGGCUUUCACUCAUCCCGAAUCCAGUGCAGCCAAUCAACUAGCUCUCGUCGACGAAUUGUACGACAAAUUCGACCGAGAUGGAGACGAGUUAUUGACAGAGGAUGAAUUUGCCAUUCUUCAGACUGAAGGUAACGACGACGAAACGGUCAUUGUUAGACAAGAUGAAAAUGAAAGACGAGCCGAAUUUCGCAAAUCGGUUGAUUUGAAUGGAGACGGUCGCGCCGAUAGGAGAGAACUUUUACAUUACGUUGCACCGCAAAGUCCUAGACAUAGCGAACACGAAGCUGAAGCCCUUUUAGCUUUGGCUGACGGUGAUCAUGACAAUAUGUUAUCGCUAGAUGAAAUACUUGCACACCCGGACCUGUUUCUAAAAUCGAAAAUGGUUGACACCGGUCGAAGUUUUCACGAUGAAUUUUGAAGAAAUUAGAUUUUUCAAUCACGAGUAUAAGACUGUACUUUGAAGCAGAUGUAGGUGUUAAACAAAUUAGAUAGUCACUCAAUCAUUCCUUCUAAGUAGACAAGAAAUAUUUUUGAACUCAAAUAAAAAAUAAAUAUAA